AUGUGCAGGGGCGGGCAGAGGGAGUGGGCGCGUCUUGUACAGAGUGUGGUGGGUGCAAGUCCCGUCUUUUCAUGUUUAUUGGACUGCUGGUCGUUGGCUACCCGUACACGAUGCUCUGUUUGUUUUCUGCUCUGUUUGUUUUCUGCUCUGUUUGUUUUCUGCUAUUUCCUUUCUUCGGCAACGGCAACGGCAACGCUAACGGCGAUGGCUCGAUUCAUUCCUGGCGUUAUUCGGCACCUCAGCGACGCUCGUUCCAGCGAGGUUUGGGGGGUCACGUGCGUGGGAGGCAAGCCUCCAGGCAGGCGGUCCUUUGCGGUGCAGGCGCAGAGCAGAGCAGAGCCUCGCCUGAGUAAAAGACAUGGUGGCAUGGUGGCCUGGUGGCAUGGUGGCAUGGUGGCAUGGUGGCAUGGGGGGGGUUUUUCUUUCUUUCUUUCUUUCUUCUCUUACUGA
Messenger RNA from Ascochyta rabiei, 450 nucleotides. RefSeq lists its product as uncharacterized. The transcript has a single exon. NCBI's taxonomy places the organism in Eukaryota, Fungi, Ascomycota, Dothideomycetes, Pleosporales, Didymellaceae. The record is from RefSeq and is a predicted model, not a curated record. Bases 1 to 450 code for a protein of 149 amino acids.